AUUCAUCUGGCCGUUGAACACUCACAAAGCCAGUCAGUUUCUAUUUGAAGUUUCUUUAUCCAGUGUACAGGAACACAUAUCCGCACAGUGAACUUUACACGUAUGUUUUACAUCUCCUUUCACUAGCUAUUCAAUGUGUUGUUGUUGUUUACAGAGGAAUAUUGCAUGUAGCAAACCAGACACACGUUUAUCUGUCCCGGUCGAUUUCGCGCCAUUGUGUCCAAGCUGGUAAAUAUAUUCCAAUAACAAUGUGAUUUGCACCGCCUUGGUGCAUGUCAUAUACGUGCGUAGCCUUCUUCCCAAUGAAUGGUUUCACUUGUGUCGAGCACAAUGGAGAAAUAUUGGAUAUGAAAAUAGAUAACGGCCGUUCACUGCAAGCAGGUUCAACCUAUAUUGACGAAGCUACUGCGUCAAAGCCAUAUAGACCUCGACAGUACAUCUACAGGAAGGAUAUCGUAGACUGAACAAUCGUAUGGCUGUCAAAGGCCUCCAUACGGGGGUGAUAUUGUUUCUAGGGCUACUCGUGACUGUUGGCAGAUCAUGUACCUACACCAGUACUGCAGACACAGGAGGAGAUCAGUCUUUAUGGAUUAUUCACAGUAUGGUGAAUGACUUAGCGGAAUGCGAAGCUACCUGUACAGCAGACACGGAGUGUCUGUCUGUGGAAUUGCUGUCCGACAAAACGUGCUUUCGUUUUCAAACUGCGACAAUGGCUACCCCCAGGACUAAUAGCAUCUACUCAGUAAAAGAUUGUUCAGCUCCAUGCACUAUGGCAAGAACCAGCAGCACCAAAGGUGGAGUGACCAACAUCCAACUGACCCUGGGUACCCUGGAGGAGUGUGGCUCGGCCUGUCUGUAUCUGUCUCAGUGUAUGGGCGUCACCUUCUCUGGGGGCACCUGCAGCAUCUACGGCGAGACCAUAUCGGCAGUGAACACAGGGGACACAAUGCACAAAGUGAAAUAUCCCUGUCCGUUUACAGGGAAGACCUGCUGUAUGGAGGACACGACGACUAUGAAGGCUAAUGCAGCUGCUGUGGCGACAUUGACGGCGUCUUUGGAGUCAUGUGAGCAGCUCUGUCUCCUCACCUCCACCUGUGUUUCUGUCUACUUCAAGAACAGCGUCUGCUAUCUAUACACUGCUUCAACAACCACUUCCGCUGAUGCCGGAAGUACAUAUUCUCUCAAGAAUUGCACCGGAACUCCGACAACUUCAGGGGAUCUAACAACACUGUGUGUCGGCAGUGGAGCUGAUGUGCCCAUUGUCACCUCACGACUUGGAACUGUUCUUUUAAUAGUGAUCGCCGCCAUAAACUGAUACAGAGAGAAGAGAACGGAGAAAUUCAUUGUUGUGAUAUAGCAAUGCUUGAUAUAUUCCGUGAAUAGUGUUUUCCACGGUUUUGACAUUUUAUACUAACGUCUUUGGGCAGCUAUUGUUUUAAUUAUUAAUAAAGGAAUACAAAUAACGAUGAAAAUAUUUAAUAAUGUAAACAUUGAGAUUAUGAAUAGAAUAUCCAUUAUUUGGUACAUAUUACUAAGAGAAAAUACAAACAUUAUGUAAACACUUUCUUUCAUUUUGAUGGUUUUUGACAUACGUUGAUAGCGAAUAUCAUGCCUUAUGCCUUUUUUGGUGUAAUCUGAGCAAUUUUCAAACUUUUUAGUUUUCUUUCGUGAUUAUCGGAAUAGGUCGAAUACGAUCAUGGUAAAUACACUUAUGAGCCUUUACAGCAGGAGAGUGAAGCACUUUGUUAGUAUGUGAUUGCGAUUAUAUUUUUCAUCGAUCAUUUAAAUCAGCUUCGUUCCGAUUAAAACUUUGCAAUUAUUUUUAAUUUUAUUUUUCAGUUUAUGUGAAAAUAAUUUGUCUUAAUCCGAAAAAGUGAUAUCAUUUCAGUUUAUCACUUCCUGCUAUAGUUGUGC
Molecule: messenger RNA, 1914 nt
Organism: Haliotis rubra (blacklip abalone)
Lineage: Eukaryota; Metazoa; Mollusca; Gastropoda; Lepetellida; Haliotidae
Exons: 8
Coding region: 473-1315 (280 amino acids)
Source: RefSeq, a predicted model, not a curated record